Diaporthe batatas is the source of this 3212-nucleotide messenger RNA. RefSeq lists its product as uncharacterized. Gene Ontology annotation, biological process: mRNA catabolic process. The record is from RefSeq and is a predicted model, not a curated record. Bases 65 to 3169 code for a protein of 1034 amino acids. Gene Ontology annotation, molecular function: 3'-5'-RNA exonuclease activity; RNA binding. The transcript has 2 exons. NCBI's taxonomy places the organism in Eukaryota, Fungi, Ascomycota, Sordariomycetes, Diaporthales, Diaporthaceae. Gene Ontology annotation, cellular component: exosome (RNase complex); P-body.
GGCUCGCGCACCAUCGUCCACAGCAUCACACUCGCGCUCUUCUGAGUGCCCCUCCCUUUCCAGUAUGCGACUGCCUCCCUCUGGAUCAUACAUCUGCUGGAGAUGCAUCUCGAGAGGUGCCCAGUCGGUAGUGCCCUCCAAUAGGGCGGCUGGGCUGGCCAGAAGUAGCCUUCGAGGCAAUUCUAUCCGCGGCCACAACCUCUCUCUAAUCGACCGAAGGACCUUUGCGACCGUGCAAGAAUCUCCCAAUACGAGCUCUAAAGAUGACUUUGUUCCAAAUAUCCGACAGCGCUUGCGGCAAUGGGAAGCCGAGAACCAGGUACCAGAGGCCACGCCCCUAUCUAAAGACAGCCUUGUCCCAGGGAAAGCGCGCAAUCUGUCCGUUAGGGCGCGCCCUCUGGGCGAGAUAGAGCCGGAAGAAGGGGAACCAACAGCCCUGGACGAGGCGCUCCCCGACAGUGAUGGCCUCUUUGAUCUUCUCCCUCCACCGUCCAGAUUCAGAGCCGGCGACUUGAUCGAGCUGCAGGACGAUGGCGAUGUUGUUCCCUUGUUGGGCGUCUGUCUUGGGAAUUUCCACGGGAUUUACCACUUCUACACGACGUCUGGAAAGUGGUUUCCCACACCCACAGUGACAUCCCACUUCGUUGUCAGGAAUUUCGUCGAUGAUGAAGCGCUCCAGCCCGUCAUUGAUAAGCUGCCUAAAGAGGCUUUGCCCUUAGAGACGCUACGGGCAAUGAAAGAUCUCAAGAUGGGCCCGGACCGUGCAUCUGGUGCCGCGCUCCUGCGCACCAUGAACAUCUUUCAACAGAAAAUGCAAGUCGCUCUGCAACAACACGCCACCCAAUUUCAGAACGCCCACGAGAUCUUGGCCAGUGAAAAGGACAGCUAUCUUACUCUGGAGCAGAUCGCCAGCCGGUUGACCAAGCGGAAAGGUUGGAGGGAGGGCAAGGACUUUCAGCAGCACAUCUUGUAUGCUGUCCACCGCACUCUCAUGGCCGACAGCGUUGGAUUUCGACUGGUCGGUUCUCUAGGCUCUACCAAGACGACGGUGUACGCCAUCACACCGCCUGAGGAUUUUGCGUUGGUACACAACAUGCAGACAUUGGUCAGACUCUUCACCGAUAUACCCAAAGAGGUUAAAAAGCCGCUUUCGUCUUUGGAUCACUCGAUCUUGAGCCAGAGCCAGCUAGGUCGCUUCAUUCUGAAAGCAAGGAAAGCUAUUGGCCAAAGCCGGCGGUACCGUGAUUGGACGCCCCAUGGGACACUUAGCCCUGCGAAGGAGCCCAGGCCCCCGGCCAGAGUGGAAUGGACAGAGGUCGAUUUGAGCAUAUUGCACUUCAUGAACUUAUGGGCUGGCUAUGGUCAGUUUUCGCUGUCCUCGAGCUUCCAAUCGAUAGGAUCCACAAUCCUGAGGGCUAUCGGUAAGUACCGAGACAGCGAGUACUUGUCUGCCAGCACUGGGUGGACAUUUUUGCAGGAGGUAGGGUACCUGAGCCCCUGGGAGAUUCACUCACGCUACACCAGUUGCGUCCCAGGAGUUGCGGUAUCCCGGGUGACAGGUUUCGAACGUCUGCAGCUGGGGCCAGACGGCAUCUCCGAUCAAUUGACCGUGGACCCUUUCAUGGGCAAGCGCAAGGAGUGGAAUGACCACCAAGUGUUUGCAAUUGACUCCAAAGACACAGUCGACGUUGACGAUGCCGUGUCCUUUGAGAAGACCGACAAUCCAGACGAGAAUUGGAUACACAUCCAUGUAGCAGAUCCUGCUUCUCGCAUUCAGCCCGAUUGUCCACUCGCAAGGCGCGCUCAGCUGUUGCCGCUAAAUUUGUACGUCUCGGGGCACCAGUCCAACAUCUGGGGUGUGGGUAAUGAGGUCCAGGAGCUGUUUUCUCUCGGCCCUGACAAGCCUUGUCUGACCUUCAGCGGCAAGGUGAAUAAUAAUGGAGACCUCCUGGAGUGUGUGAUUACCCCCGGUCGGCUCAAAGAUAUCAUUUGCAUCACCCCCGAAGAGGUCAACCGGGCUGUAGGAUGUGAAAACCCCCGACAGCCACCUGCAUGGGCAACAACGAAAAACUUCCGAGUGGGCCAGAAGCCCCCCGAGAAACCCGAGAACAGGAAGAUGGUGACCGCCUCCGAGCUUCAAAAGGAUGAGCUCGAAUCACUCAAGACGCUUCAUCGGCUCGCAAUGGCCAUUCAUAAAAGGCGUCUGGCUAGGGGCGCUGCGCCGGUCUUUGCAGCCCGCCCCGAGGCCAAGGCCUCAUUCGAUGGAACCUCCACUGAAGAAACACCGUCAGGUCUCCUGACCUGCAACGGCGAUCCAUCCAUCAGCAUCAGUUGGGGCAAUGGUGCCGAGGCGCCCUUGGUGACCAACACCAUGAUUUUAGCAGGAGAGAUAGCCGCGCGAUGGUGUGCGGACCGCAAGAUCCCCAUCCCCUUCGUCAAGCAGCCCGGGGCCGAGAAGAACCUGGAGCUCCUCAGGGCCUACACCGAGCGGGUGUACUACCCUCUGCUGCUCCGCGGCGAGGAUCCCAGCGUGGAGCAGUCCAGGCAGUACUUUGACCUCAUAGGGCCGGACGAGAUGUCCACGAAGCCGGGCCCGCACUUCAUCCUGGGCGUGGAGGCCUACGCCAAGGUGACGUCCCCCUUGCGGCGGUACUCGGACCUGGUUGCACACUGGCAGAUCGAGGCAGCGCUCCUGCAAGAGGGCAGGGAGGGGGAGGAGGAGACUAGCAACGACAAGGCGGCGGCGGCGGCGGCGCAGCAGCAGCAGAAACUCCCCUUUGACGACAAGAAGCUCACCUCGGAGGUGCUCCCCUGGAUGAUGCUCCGGCAGCGCAUCAUCCGGCGCCUGGGCAAUGUCGACGGCAACGACGCGUACCUGCACCAGGCGCUCUUCCGCGCGUGGAAGUACCCCUCGGAGCACGACUCUAAGCUGCCCGGCACCUUCCGGUUCACUGUGUGGAAGUCCGCCCAGGGAUGGAUCACAGGCGAGUUGGACUGGUUCGGGCUGCGCGCGCGCAUGGUCCCGGACGGCCUGGAAAGUAUGGGGGUAAAGACGGCUGACCUGAAGAGGGGCGAUGCGUUCGAGGUCAAGCUGCAGGACGUUAAUGUCCACCUGGGCGAGGUGCUUGUCGAGGCUGUGGCGAGGGCCAGCACCAAGGAAGCACGAUGAGGCAUGAUACCGACCGACCCCGGCACUUUUUUUUUUGUUUUUU